UUGGCGUUAAAACUUGGUCUUGAAAAUUUUCUUUCCCAAAUUCUCCAACGAGGAGGAAAAAGAAACGAAAGUAAGUUAUCCUGAACAAAAAUGGCGACAAUGCUGGGAGCACCAUGGAUAAGAAUCAAGCUUAUGACUGAAUACCAUUCUCCAUUCAUCCGUCAAUCUCCAUUUUCUCUCCACUGUAACUUACGCCGUAAUUUCCGCCGAAACUUUUCAAUUUCGGCGUCUGCAGACUCAUCUCUUUCGAACAAGAAUGAUGGCGAAGUCAGGGUUCGAUUCGCUCCUUCUCCUACUGGUAAUCUUCAUGUUGGAGGUGCUCGGACUGCUCUAUUCAACUACCUUUUCGCUAGGUCAAAAGGCGGAAAAUUUGUGUUGAGAAUUGAGGAUACUGAUUUGGAACGGUCUACGAAGGAGUCUGAAAAUGCUAUGUUGCGUGAUCUUACUUGGCUUGGACUUGAUUGGGAUGAAGGUCCUGGCGUAGGUGGAGAUUUUGGUCCUUAUAGACAAUCUGAAAGAAAUGAGCUCUACAAACAAUAUGCUGAUAAGCUUUUAGAUUCUGGUUAUGUUUAUAGGUGCUUCUGUUCUAACGAGGAACUCGAGAAAAUGAAGGAGACAGCCAAGCUUAAAUCAUUACCGCCAGUAUACACAGGCAAAUGGGCCAGUGCCAGUGAUGUAGAGGUUCAGGAAGAGCUGGAAAAAGGAACCCCUUUUACAUAUCGGUUUCGUGUUCCCAAAGAAGGGAGUCUCAAAAUUGACGACCUUAUUCGAGGAGAAGUUAGCUGGAAUUUGGAUACCCUUGGAGAUUUUGUGAUAAUGAGGAGCAAUGGACAACCUGUUUACAACUUUUGUGUCACUGUUGAUGAUGCAACGAUGGCCAUUUCACACGUCAUCAGAGCUGAAGAGCAUCUACCUAAUACUCUGAGGCAAGCAUUGAUAUACAAGGCUCUAGGGUUUCCUAUGCCGUACUUUGCGCACGUUUCUUUGAUUCUUGCGCCUGAUCGAAGUAAGCUGUCAAAGCGGCAUGGUGCAACUUCAGUGGGUCAGUUCAGGGAAAUGGGCUAUCUGCCUCAGGCACUAGUGAAUUACUUGGCCCUAUUGGGCUGGGGUGAUGGUACAGACAACGAAUUUUUCACUAUUGAACAACUUGUUGAGAGGUUCACUAUAGAACGUGUAAAUAAGAGCGGAGCCAUAUUUGAUUCUACUAAAUUAAAAUGGAUGAAUGGUCAUUAUUUGCGAGGUUUGCCAUCAGAUGAGUUAAUUAAAGUUGUUGGUGAGCGUUGGAAGAGCACAGGGAUUCUAAAUGAAUCAGAGGGGCACUUUAUAGAAGAGGCUGUUGCACUGCUGAAAGAUGGUAUUGACUUGGUACCAGAAUCGGACAAAGCACUUUCAGACUUGCUAUCUUAUCCUUUAGGAGACACUCUUGCAAGUCCUGAAGCUAAGCAAAUAGUUGAAGACGGGCUUUCUGAUAUGGCAGCCAGCCUAUUGGCAGCAUAUGACAGUGGUGAACUCAUCACAGCUCUCCAAGAAGGCCCUACGGGCUGGCAAAAGUGGGUCAAGGCUCUUGGUAAAGCAAUAAAGCGCAAGGGAAAGGGCCUUUUCUUGCCCCUUCGAGUGUUGUUGACAGGAAAGCUUCAUGGUCCAGAAAUGGCACCUGGUAUUGUUCUAUUGUAUAAAGCCGGGACUACUGGUAUUGUAAAUCCGCAGUUCGGGUUCAUAACAUUAGAUGAAAGGUUCAAAAUGCUGCGUGAAAUCGACUGGCAGUCAUUACGAGCUGAUCAUGCUGUGCCAGAACAAACAACCACAGUAGCACAUUGAGGAUCCACCAAAACAUUUAGCUUCUCUUCCAUUUCAAUAACACUGCAAUUUUGACCUUUGAGGUACUCAUGUCUAUUUUGCUGCUUGAUUUUUACAAUUAGGCUCUUAUUUUGGGACUGAUAGAAGUUUGAUCAUAUUGAUUCGGUAAGUUAUACUCAGCAAUUAACUCUUGGGGUGAAACCGAGUAUAUUCAGAGCUGUGAAAUCAAGGUUGAUAAUUUAAUACUAGAUACACUAAUUUCUCUUGUUUUUGAUA
Messenger RNA from Amaranthus tricolor (Joseph's coat), 2073 nucleotides. Its product is annotated as glutamate--tRNA ligase, chloroplastic/mitochondrial. Gene Ontology annotation, molecular function: glutamate-tRNA ligase activity; zinc ion binding; ATP binding. NCBI's taxonomy places the organism in Eukaryota, Viridiplantae, Streptophyta, Magnoliopsida, Caryophyllales, Amaranthaceae. The transcript is spliced from 13 exons. The record is from RefSeq and is a predicted model, not a curated record. Gene Ontology annotation, biological process: glutamyl-tRNA aminoacylation. Bases 91 to 1818 code for a protein of 575 amino acids.